AAUUGAAACCAACCUUAAGCUCUUUUUAUCUCUGCCCUAAAGGUAGCCUCGAUUAUUGCUGACUUAAGCAUUGGAGUGUCUACCCCGAGUUCCACCUCGGGGUUUUGCAGGUCAUCCCGGAGUGCAAACGCGGACUGAAGGACUUCUGGUUUGGUGCAAUUAUAUUUAGCGCCGUCUGUGGGAAAUCGAACUGAAAGCUUUCUUGUUGCUCUUUCAUCAUGGUUCACACUCGAUUAGUCCGAGCUGACAAUUCAUCUCUGCCUUUUGGGCAAGGUCAACCCCCCAACAACCUUCCACCUCUGAUCCCACCUCCACUCCCACCUCAGCCUCCUCAGCUUCCACCUCAGGUCCCAACUAUGUUCCCUUCUGUUGAUCAUGCAGAAGGAGGAGAUGAAAACCAACCUCACGCCUCACCUCACAACUCAACUUCCACUGCCAACCAAGACAUAGUUGCAACUCAGAUUGUUGCCAUGCUACAGCAGUUUGGUGUCUUUCAGCUAAUAUUGGCUCAGCUCUUAGCUAGAAACAACCCUGGUGAUCCCCUCAUUAAUUUACUAAACCCUGCUCCACAACCACCAGCUCCACAACAGAAUCCUCAACCAGUUCAGCAUGCUCCUGCUCUUAGUGAAUCUCAGGGUCAAUCUCACAUAGCACCAGUUCAGCAACCCCUUCCUGAUGAUGUCACUAGACGUCUAGACAGCCUAGAAAAGCUAGUAGCUGAUCAGCGAGGUGCCCCACCUCCACACCAUGCUGCUGACUCCAUAGCUCAUCCUCUGAACACCAACAUCACAUUGGAACCUUACCCUGCUGGCUUCAAAAUUCCUCAGCUCGAAACUUAUGAUGGGAUGAAGGAUCCCGAUGAUCACCUGCAUGCUUUCUACUCUUGCAUGCAAGCUCAGAAUGCCUCUGACGCGUUGAUGUGCAAGAUUUUUCCCUCUACUUUCCGAGGUAAUGCUCGAACUUGGUAUUACAAUCUACCUCCAAGGUCAAUUAGCUCUUAUACAGAAAUGGCAUCUACCUUUGCCACUAAGUUUUCCAGUAGAAGGUUGAUCAGGAAAACUACUUCUAAGUUGAUGCGAGUUAAACAGAGGGAUGGAGAAUCUUUAAAGAACUAUAUGAGCAUAUUCAAUGAUGCGGUAUUGGAGGUUAGUUCCUUCGACCAAGCUGUGGGGAUUGCAGCUGUGAUCUCUGGUCUUAAACAUGACAGGUUCACAGAUAGUUUGAUCAAACAUCCUGCCACCACCUUUAGCGAGGUGAAUGAUAGGUCUUUAAAAUUUAUAACUGUCGAGGAAUACGCCCUGGCGCAGAACCCAACUCCCUCUAAGAACCAAAACCCAGAAUGGAGAGAUGACAAUCUGAGCAAGAAAAGGAUGAGGAUGGUACAGAACCGAGGUCCGAUGCCGACCUUUACACCGAGAUUCGGAGGGCUGAACUCUACACUCCCGCAACAACCUGCAGGUAAAACUCCAGUUAAUUGGACUCCUUUUAAUUUGCCGAGGUCACAGAUUUUUAUGCAGAUCAAGAAUAAGAUGGAUUUAAGGCGUCUUGGCCCAAUGAAGACUACUGCUGCUAGCCGAGAUCAUACCAGAUAUUGUGAUUUUCAUCAAGAUCACAGUCAUACUACAGAGCAGUGCAACAGUUUAAGUCGAGAUUUGUUAAAGAACAGAGGCCACAACCUUAAGGAGUCUGCAAUCCCCCAAAUAGGCCUGGAAGCAGGUGGACUGAGCUCUAAACAGCGAAAGCUGUAUGUUAGAGAGGUUAAGCAUCAAAACCGAGCUCAAAAAUGGAAGUUUGACGACGCUGAUUGGAAGAAUCAACCCAUUACUUUCACAUUUGUUGAUUUCGACACAGUUGUUACACCCCACAAUGAUCCUUUGGUCACAUCUGUCAUGAUUAACAACUGUGAAGUACAGCGUGUCCUCGUUGACACCGGGAGUGCACCAGACGUAGAAGGAGUUAUUACCCUCCAUGUUGCUUUUGGGAGUGGCCGGACCUAUGUGACUCCUUUAGUCCGGUUCCUCGUCGUCAAGAUGGCGUUCUCUUUCAACGUUGUUAUUGGCCGACCCACACUGACUAAAAUCCGAGCUGUGGUUUCCCAAUCUCACCUCUGCAUGAAGUUCUCAACUCCUAUGGGAAUAGCAACACUGCGAGGUAAUCAAGAGGUGGCCAGACAUUGUUAUAUCACCUCGAUAACACAACCUACGAAGGGCAAAGAUCAGACACCCGAGGCCAUUCCCCAGCGAAUUCCUGAUAAUCAGCAAGUUAUGAGUGUUGAGAUCGUAGAUAAUCGACCGGAAGAUGAAAUUAGAGCUGCUCCAGUUGAAGAUGUCGAAGAAGUGCUCAUUGAUGACAGAGAUCCGAGCAGAAAGACACAAAUUGGAACUCGAUUGAACCCAGAGGAAAGAGCAGAGCUAAUAGCUUUUCUCCGAGCUAACAAUGAUGUAUUUGCGUGGACUUUGGCAGACAUGCUAGGAAUUCCAAAUUCAAUAUCUCAACAUAAGCUCAACACCAAUCCAUUGAAGAAACCAGUGGCCCAGAAGCAACGUCUCUUCGGGGGGGAGAGGCUUCAGGCUAUUAAAGACAAGGCAAACGGUAAAUGGCGAAUGUGCAUCGAUUACACAAAUCUUAACCAAGCCUACCCCAAGGAUUGCUAUCCGAUGCCGAAUAUUGACAAAUUAGUUGAAGCGGCUUCAGGUAAUGAGAGGUUAAGUCUCUUGGAUGCAUAUUUUGGCUAUCACCAGGUGCCGAUGGCUCCAGAAGACGAAGAGAAAACCUCGUUCUAUACUGGUGAUGAAAUUUAUUGCUAUGUCAUGAUGCCGAAUCUGGAAGUUUAUGUCGACGACAUUGUGGUAAAUAGCCUAAAAGCAAAAGACCAUCUAGCUGAUCUCGACGAAACUUUCAACAACCUCAGAACGAACAGGAUACGGUUAAAUCCAGCCAAAUGCAUUUUGGGCGUGGAGUUUGGAAAGUUUCUAGGUUUCAUGGUGUCCCGAAGAGGGAUUGAGGUCAAUCCAAAGAAGAUCAGAGCAAUUGCCGAGAUGGGACAGCCAAAAUCAGUGAAAGAUAUACAGAGGCUGACUGGAAGGGUGGCAGCCCUCUAUCGGUUCAUAUCGAAGUUAGCAAAUAAAUGCCUACCAUUUUUCAAGAUUAUGAGUGGUAAGGGUUCAGGAACUGGUGCUCUCUUGAUUGGCCCAGAUGGAUACCGAAGUGAACAUGCCCUGAAAUUUAACUUCAAUGCAACAAACAACAUGGCUGAGUAUGAAGCUCUGCUGCUUGGUCUACAGCUAGCAUUGGAGUUGAAAAUCAGCGCAAUCCAAGUAUACAGUGACUCCCAGCUGGUGGUGAACCAAACCAACUCAAUUUGUGAAGUCGUUGAUCCUGUGAUGGUGAAAUAUGCAGCCCUAGUGGCUGAGCUGAAGUGCAAAUUCCAGAAAUUCUGUCUAAGCAAAAUUCCCCGAACUGAGAAUGAACAGGCAGAUUCACUCUCAAAAUUCGCCUCUGAUAGCUCCUUAAGUUCCAGAUCAAUUUUUGUGGAGGUUUUAGAUGAACCAAGCUUUAUGAAGCCACGGGUAAUGGAGAUCAGCACAGAUCCAGACAUGCCGAGUUGGACUGACUCAAUUAUUUCCUUUUUACGAGAUGGGAUAGUACCUGAGAACAGGCAGGAGGCAAUGAAGUUGAGAAAGAAAGCAUCUUGGUAUACACUCGUUAAUGGGGUCCUCUAUAAGAGAUCUUUUUCACUCCCUCUUCUACGGUGUUUGAAUCCCUACGAAACCGAGUAUGCACUUCGAGAGAGAUGCCCGAAGUACCAAUUCUUUGCACAUCUGACUCAUCAACCAGCAGAGGAGCUCACGAACUUUGUAGCACCAUGGCCAUUUGCUCAGUGGGGAUUGGAUCUUCUGGGCCCAUUCGUGAAAGGGGUUGGUGGUGUAACCCACCUGAUCGUCGGCGUGAAUUAUUUCACAAAAUGGGUUGAAGCUCGACCAUUAUCCAGUCUUACAUCCAAGAAGGUUGAAGAUUUUGUUUUCAAUUCGAUCAUUUGCAGAUAUGGGAUCCCGAAUCAGAUUGUAGCUGAUAAUGGAACACAAUUCAACUGCACUUCUUUCCGAGAUUUUUGUUCCAGCUACGAGAUCAAAUUGCAGUUCACCUCGGUUCAUCAUCCGGAGUCCAAUGGUAUGGUAGAACCUGUUAAUAAAUGCAUUCUAGAAGGAAUAAAGCCGAGGUUGGAGCAGCACAAGGCCAAGUGGGCAAAUGAGCUCAACAACGUCCUCUGGGCAUACAGAACAACGAGCCGAACUGCUACAGGUGAAACACCCUACCACCUGGCAUUUGGUACCAAAGUAGUCAUUCCUAUUGAAAUAGGAGUCCCAAGCUUCUGGGCCACCCAUUUCGAUGAAGGGCGAAAUGGACAACUGCUUCGAGAAAACCUUGAUCUGCUUGCUGAAGUCAUAGAAGAAGCUCGACUUCGAACUCUUGUAUACAAGCAGAAAUUAGCCAACUUCUACAAUAAACGAGUCCGCCCUCGAACAUUCAAAGUAGGAGACCUUGUCCUCAGAAAGGCUGGCCUAACAGGAUUUGAAACUCGUUUUGGCAAACUGGCCCCAAACUGGGAAGGCCCUUAUAUAGUGGCCGAAGUGCCACAUCCUGGUGCCUACAUCCUCCAAGAUGCUGAAGGGAAGAGAUUUCCUAGAGUCUGGAAUAUCAAUAACUUGAAGAAAUUUUACCCAUAAUAGAAUUCUUUCAAGUCAUCUAUGUCUUAUUGAUUCUUUACACUUCUUACUUCGUGAUUGUUGAGAUUCAUUUUAUCCCUUAUCCUAUGUCCCCGAGGUCAAUCAGAUCGUUUAUUCCUCAAACCUCAUUUCUGUUAAUAAACGUCACUUCACAUA
This is a messenger RNA of Rubroshorea leprosula, 4883 nucleotides long. NCBI's taxonomy places the organism in Eukaryota, Viridiplantae, Streptophyta, Magnoliopsida, Malvales, Dipterocarpaceae. The record is from the annotation of a GenBank genome assembly.